This is a messenger RNA of Episyrphus balteatus (marmalade hoverfly), 1237 nucleotides long. Its product is annotated as mitoferrin-like. The coding region runs from base 330 to 1217 and encodes 295 amino acids. Gene Ontology annotation, molecular function: ferrous iron transmembrane transporter activity. The transcript is spliced from 2 exons. The record is from RefSeq and is a predicted model, not a curated record. NCBI's taxonomy places the organism in Eukaryota, Metazoa, Arthropoda, Insecta, Diptera, Syrphidae. Gene Ontology annotation, biological process: iron import into the mitochondrion. Gene Ontology annotation, cellular component: mitochondrial membrane.
GUGAAAAAGGACAGAUUAUUUUAUUUUUAGAAGAAGGAUGAUGGCGAGACGAAUUAUUAUACUAUCGUUAUAAGUAGAAAUUGACUUUUUGAAAACUUAAAUGAUUCCAAGAAAAAAAAAAAAAGAAGAAACGAGCCAGCAAUGAAUGAACAGUAAUUGUAAUGGAUUUUGGCAACUGGAUAAAGAACUUGUAGACAUGUCUCUAUGGAUUGUUCUGCAGAUACAGUACUGUGGGUAAUGCUGCACAGAAAAAUCAUCAAAAUUACUUUGAAAAGAAAAAUUCAAAAAAAUAAAAUUUAGUUGUCAUUUUGUAAAAUUAUUUUAUCAUAAUGAUGGAUGAUGAAAACUUCAAAAAGCCUCCAACUUCAAGUAUUGCAAUCAAUAUGUUUUCCGGUGCUGCUGCUGGUGUCCUAGAACUCGGUUUGAUGUAUCCAAUGGAUUCGGUGCGAACAAGAAUGCAAAGUUUAUCACCAGAACAUUCAGCUUUAAAUAUCUAUGAAACCUUCAUAGACAUGAUCAAAUCUGAAGGCCUUUUCCGACCUUUACGAGGAGUAUCAGUUGUAAUUGCCAGUACAAUACCCGCUUCCGCCCUUUAUUUUGGAUCCUACGAAAUGUCCAAGAAAAUCCUUUCGAAAUUCUCUACUCAAAAUAAUAUCAAUUACAUGUCUGCUGGAGUGAUCGCAACUAUUCUUCAUGACGCUGCUGCAAAUCCAAGUGAAGUUAUCAAGCAACGUUUGCAAAUGUAUAAUUCACCAUACAAUUCUGUAAUAACUUGUAUGAAGGGUAUCUAUAGACACGAAGGACUAAAAGCAUUUUAUCGUUCUUUUGCAACACAACUUUGUAUGAAUGUGCCAGUGCAAGCAUUACAUUUGCUCACCUAUGAGUAUGUUAGGGUUCUAAUGAAUCCAGAGAGAAAGUUCAAUCCUACGGUGCAAGUUGUUGCAGGUGGAACAGCAGGUGCAACAGCUGCUGUUCUGACCACACCAUUAGAUGUUGUCAGGACUUUGUUGAAUACUCAAGAAAUUGGUAAUAUUGGUGGAAUGAUUAAAGGUAUUCGGAAAAUUUAUAAUAUUGCUGGUGUAAGGGGUUUUCUGAAAGGUUUGGAGGCAAGACUUUUGAAAACAACGCCAGGUGCAGCUAUUGGGUGGACAAGUUAUGAGUUUUUUAAAAAUUAUUUAUGUGAAAUUAAUAAUAAUAAGUUAAAUAAGAAGGAAUAGUUUUCAAAUUGAAGUUCAAA